CCAGCAAUGUUCCCUUAGUAUAUAAAGAGAACCCGUAGAGCACAAUGUCAUUCUGUUCCCAAGCAGACAAACAUUUGAAGUCUAUCAUCUCAAAAUGAAUACAAUCAACUAUCGUUCUAUUGCCAUUUUCAUUAUUCCAUUGCUCACGGGAGCAGUUUCGACUUACUUCAUUCGCGUUUGGGCGCGUAACCGUGCCUGGGACGAUUUUGAUAAUGUGCAAAUGUUCGAGAAAAUCGCAGAUUUCAGAAUCCUCGGCGGAACGGAUUUAGCAGAUCGGCUCAGAGCCCGAGCUAUCCCUAACCAGCGAUUAGUGACAACAUUUGACAUUCAUAGCUCGUUCACAACCAUGGAUGAAGCAGUCCACAGACAUUUCCUCGGCGAAUCUAUAAGCGUAAUCCACGAAAUGAGGCCACCAAGAUGGUUCACGUUCUCCACGGUUGCAGAUGAAGCAUUGAACCAAGUCCUGACGCAUUUCGAAUAUCCCCAACGUCCUCUACCUUUAGCUAAAAUGGCUCGGCCUUUUGCUUUCAUAACCAUGUUGUAUCCGCUCUUUGGCGUGAUGCCCGCUAACGUUAAUCUCGACGACGCUAUUCAAGUCUCUGAGGAGAUUAACUAUAUAUGGGUGGAAUCAAAGAGGGAACCAAUUCCAGACUUACGCGAGAAUAAGGAGCGCCUUCAAGAUGCUUUGAGACGCUUGUUACCGGAUAAGUACCCCUGCACUGCGGAGGAGAACCCAAUCAAUAUCAUAAUGCCCGCGUAUGAGACUAUGUGGCGAGUCGUUUUGCACACAUUCCUCGCGGCUGGGUUUCGGGAAGUAGACCAGGAGACGGAGCAACAGUUCCGCGAGGUUAUCGAGAACGUGCCGGAGUGCCUGACUUCCAACUCUCUAAACGACGCCGGGAUAAUGGCGAUUAACUUUGCAAAGGAGGGCCUACGCCUGUACCCUCCAACACAACGCAUCAACCGUGCCAUCCCACCCCAGCAACCCAACCAACAACCAACGCAAGUAUCCGCGAACAUCCAAGAAGCGCACCGGUACACCUCAAUCUGGGGCGCCGACGUACUGUCCUUCCGCCCGUCCCGGUUCGGCCCGGAAAAGCCCCCGUCGGCCUACAUGCCGUUCGGCGCGGGACGCCAUAGGUGUCCGUCGGCCAAGGAUUUCGCGUAUAAAGCUAUAAUCAUCCAAGUCGUGGCGCUGGUGCGUCGGCUUGGGAUUAGGGAUGGUGGGGCGAAGGUACGGUUUAAUGAUCCGGUUUUGGAUAAUGAUGGAAGGGCGUUGAUGCCGAUGGGACGGAUGGACAUGGAAGGGUGGACGAUGGAGGUUGGACGUGGCGAUUAGAGGGGAUUGCGUGAUUGAGUGUUUGCAUUGGUGAUAGAGGGAGUUAAGUAAGGGAGCGGAUGGGAUGGGAUGGGAUGGGAUGGGACCGGGUAUUUCACCGGUGUUGAGUUUUCGUGAUUGAUCGCUGUAUU
This is a messenger RNA of Hypoxylon trugodes, 1470 nucleotides long. Its product is annotated as cytochrome P450. Gene Ontology annotation, molecular function: heme binding; iron ion binding; monooxygenase activity. Bases 95 to 1339 code for a protein of 414 amino acids. The transcript has 2 exons. Lineage: Eukaryota; Fungi; Ascomycota; Sordariomycetes; Xylariales; Hypoxylaceae. The record is from RefSeq and is a predicted model, not a curated record.